AUCCAAGGUAAACAAUGGCCGAUCCUGUGAAAGAAAAUGGAUAAAUUUGAACAAUAAAAGGAUGUGAACUGGGGUAAAUUUCAAAAUGAACACAAAAAUAAAAGCCCGGGUUCUGGAGUCUGUUGGUAGACCUGUUGGAGUUCUUCCACUUGAUCCCAGACCAAAACAAAACAGACGACUGCCAAGGAAAGCCAUUAAUGAACAUAACUCCACCACAAAUAUUAAACUUGGAGAGUUGAAAACUGGAAGAUUUACUAGAUCAAACAGUGUUGGGAACUCAGACAGUGUCAAGGUCACUUCUGCUACCUCCACAAGGUCAGCAGGGUCAACAAGGUCAAGGUCAGGCAGUUCCAGUCGGACGAAACCGAAAGUUACUCCACCGAAGGCUAGUUCUAGUCGAAACCCCCGUACAGGAAGUACCGUUAGUGAUGUGUCGUAUUACGGAUCUGAUUCGGAUAACGAAGGUCAAGAUGUCAAGUUUUUUAAUAUGCCAAGUGCAAGGUCACGACCUUCAACAUCAUUGGACGGCCCUGUUGAGAAAAGGUUAUUAAAUCCUGAUUACAUUUUAUCCUGUUCACAAGAAAGUGAUUAUAAUAAUGUUUAUGAAAUAAUUCAACAUGGUGAAGAGAUAACUGAUAUUUCAAACUUACAACAGUUUAAGAAAGUGAAGAUAUUAGAUUUAUCGUGUAAUUUUAUAGAAAAAAUUCAGAAUCUGAAUGAUAACCUGGAUAUACGAGAAUUAAAACUAUAUGAUAAUAGAAUUAAAGUUAUAGAGAAUUUAGAUCAUUUAAAAGAGUUGAGUUGUUUGCAGUUACAACAUAAUAAAAUACGAGCCAUUGGUAAAGGUUUGAGUCAGUUGAAGAAAAUAAAAACGUUAAGAUUAGACAGUAAUUUAUUGUUAAAGUUAGAAACGUCAGAUUUUAUAUCCUGUGUUCAGCUUACCUCCCUUGAUCUGAGUUUUAAUAUGCUAGAUAACCUUAGUGCAUUAAGUUAUUUACCUAAUUUAGAAGAACUGAGUGCUAGUGGAAACAGAUUACGGAAAGUCAAUGAACUUUCUCGUUGUAAAGGAUUGGUGGAAUUAGAUCUAUCGAACAAUAGAUUAACAGAUUUAUCUGGCUUUACUAAUCUUACACAUCUACAGAUUCUAAGAUUGAGCAACAAUCAAAUAACAACAUUAAACAUGUCUGGUAAAUUAAAAUCAUUAGAAGAGUUGGAUGUGUCAGCUAAUAAAAUUAAAGAGUUAUCUCCCCUCCUAACAGCCGUCCCGAACUUACAGAUUUUAAAUAUAAGUGAUAAUAAUAUAUCUAUUUGGGAUCAAGUGCUAUCUCUAUCUAAACUAGGAGAUUUAGUAGAGUUAUUUAUAUCAGGCAAUCCGUUUAGUGAAGAGAAUGGAGAGAAACCUGGCUAUUUUACUGAAUUACAGUCUGUUAUACCACAGUUAGAAAUCUUAGAUGGGGCUCUUGUAAAGAAAUUAAUAGGUAAAGCUACAGCACCUUUAAUGAGACCAAUGUCUGCUUCUACAGUUGUAAGUGUAAGACAGAUGGAUAAUCAACUUAAAGCUGUGAAUCAAGAAUUAGCAGAAUUACAAACCAGUAUUUCAAAAAGAUUUGAGUCUUUGCGAUCCACAUGUUCUAGUUUACCAGCUGAAGCCCCUCCCUCCAGUGCCCGAAGUAUACCUGUCCCUUCCCCUAGUGAGGAACCUGAAUUCCGCCCCUGCAGUAGUAGUCGAUCCAGGAUCAUGAUGGCUCAACAAUAUGCAGCUUCACAAAAUUUUACUUGAAUGAUGGUUAGAUAUACAUACAAAUCCUGCUGAACGGGCUAGUUUUAAACUAGUUAUACCACAGUUAAGCAUGCCCACUUGUUUAUACAAAGAAAAAAAUCAAAGGAAAUUCUUGAUAUCAUGUAAUAGACUAUUUUUAGUAUAAUACAACUCAAGAUGUUAUAAUAUAUUUAUGACAGUUAUAAUAUAUUUGAGUGAUGAUAUAGCAUGUAUUUUAAUGGUAAUAACUGUUAAAGAGGUUGUAAAGAGGUUUUCUAAACUUUUAAAGUGUAUCAGGGACACUGAUAGUAUUGAUUUGCACAAUGCCAUUUUCAAUCAGACGUCUGUGGUUCCUGCAAUUCCACUAAAACUAAGUGUUUGAUGACAUCACUAUGCUUUAUAGGAUCAAAUACGUCUGAUUAAAAAUUUAAAUGGUGCAAAUUGAUGCUAACAGUUUUCCAUAUACACAUACAAAAUUAAGAAAACCUGUUUACACAAUCUCUUUAAUUGGCAUAUUUAUUGAAUGUAUAUUUAUUAAUUGUUAUCUAUUUCAAUGUCAAUAUUUUAACAUUGUACACAGUGUGUGCCUUACACAAUACUUACAAUAUACUAUUGUAUCUUUUCUUAUUUUGAUCCUCCCCGGAAAACAAUCUUUGAAAGGUCUGUGCUGUUGUUUUGGCUGUAUUUGCUUGACAUGUCUGACAUUUUGUAUAAAAAGGAGUAAAUUUGACAGAUUAAUCCAUAUUUUUACAAUGAAUAUUGGUAAAGAAUCACAUUUACAAAAUAAAAAGACUAUGCUCUGUACAACAAAAAGUUUUCAGUUCUUUUUCUAUUUAUAAAAAACAACUAUAAACACCAAACUGUAUUCCUGAAAAGAUCUUAGUGCUAGGAUGUCCUAAGGUAUUAACUUCUAACACU
This is a messenger RNA of Lottia gigantea (owl limpet), 2677 nucleotides long. RefSeq lists its product as hypothetical. Gene Ontology annotation, molecular function: protein binding. The record is from RefSeq and is a predicted model, not a curated record. The coding region runs from base 86 to 1780 and encodes 564 amino acids. NCBI's taxonomy places the organism in Eukaryota, Metazoa, Mollusca, Gastropoda, Lottiidae. The transcript is spliced from 15 exons.